UUUGGUUUCACAGCUGAUGAAGAGCAGCAGAGUUCAGAGAGUCUCAGGAUUGUGCUGAUUGGGAAGACUGGCAGUGGAAAGAGUUCUUCAGGAAACACCAUUCUGGGAAGAAAGGAGUUUGAGGCUCUACUCAGUCAAACUUCAAUCACCAAACGUUGUCAGAAGUCAGUGGGUGAAGUGGACGGACGUCCUGUUGUCGUGGUCGACACUCCUGGACUGUUUGACACAACUUUGUCUAAUGAUGAAGUACAUGAAGAGAUGGUGAAAUGCAUCAGUCUUCUGUCUCCAGGACCACAUGUCUUCCUGCUGGUGGUACACAUUGGCAGAUUCACACCAGAGGAGAAGGAGACACUAAAACUCAUCAAGAAAAUCUUUGGAAAGAAUUCAGAAAAAUUCACCAUCAUUCUUUUAACUGGAGGAGACAAAUUGAUGCAUCAGAAUCAGUCCAUUGAAGACUUCAUUGAAAAGCAAUGUGACGAUUCCUUCAAGAAGCUGAUCUCUGACUGUGGAGGAAGAUACCACGUGUUUGAUAACUAUGAUAAACAAAACCGAACACAAGUCAGUGAGCUGAUAACAAAGAUCGACACCAUGGUGAAGGAAAAUGGAGGAAGCUGCUUCACCAACGAGAUGCUGCAAGAAGCUGAAGCAGCGAUACGGAAAGAAAUGAAGAAAAUCCUGAAGGAGAAGGAAGAAGAGAUGAAGAGAAAUAUGGACGAGCUGGAAAGAAAACACGAGAAAGAAAAAGAAGAAAUAAAAACAAGAAUAGAAGAAGAGAGAACAAAAAUUGAAAAGGAACGGAAACUGAGACAAAAACUACUUGAUGAAAUGGAGGAAAACAUCAACAAGGAUCGUGAGCUGAGAAAGAAAGAAGAAGAAAUCAGAGAGGAAGAGAAAAGGAAAAGAGAAGCAGAGGAAGAAAAUAACAGACGGAAUCUAAAAAUGGAAAUGGAACUGUUGGACAAACAAAUUCAAUCAAACCAAGAAGAAAAGGAAAACAUUGACAGAAAACUGGAAGAGACCAGAGAUGAGAUGAGAAAGAAACAAGAAGCCUGGGAGGAAGAACGAAGAGAGUGGUGGAAGAAACAGAAACAAGAAGAUGAAGAGAAACGACAGGAGGAGAAAAGAAAAAUAGAAGAACUUCAAGAGGAGUUCAAGCAGAAACAAGAUGAAAAUGAAAAGAAAAGAAAAGAAGAAGAUCAAAUCAGGAGAGAAGAGGAGGAGAGGAAACAGAAAGAAUUACAGGAAAAUCAUGAGAAAAUCGUCAACAAGGAGCGUGAGCUGAGAAAGAAAGAACAAGAAAUUAGAGGAGAAGAGAAACGUAAAAGGGAAGCAGAGGAAGAAAAAAACAGACAGAUUAGAAAAAUGGAACUUGAAAAGUUGGACAAACAAAUUCAAUCAAACCAAGAAGAAAAGAAAAACCUUGACAGAAAACUGGAAGAGACCAGAGAUGAGAUGAGAAAGAAACAAGAAGCCUGGGAGGAAGAACGAAGAGAGUGGUGGAAGAAACAGAAACAAGAAGAUGAAGAAAGACAACAGGAGGAGAAAAGAAAAAUAGAAGAACUUCAAGAGGAGUUCAAGCAGAAACAAGAUGGAUAUGAAAAGAAGAGAAGAGAAGAAGAUCAAAUCAGGAGAGAAGAGGAGGAGAGAAAACAUAAAGAAUUACAGGAAAAUCAUGAGAAAAUCGUCAACAAGGAGCGUGAGCUGAGAAAGAAAGAACAAGAAAUUAGAGGAGAAGAGAAACGGAAAAGAGAAGCAGAGGAAGAAGAAUACAGACAGAAUCUAAAAAAGGAACGUGAAUUAUUGGCCAAACAAAUUCAGUCAGACAAAGAAGAAAAGGAAAACAUUGACAGAAAACUGGAAGAGACCAGAGAUGAGAUGAGAAAGAAACAAGAAGCCUGGGAGGAAGAACGAAGAGAGUGGUGGAAGAAACAGAAACAAGAAGAUGAAGAGAGACAACAGGAGGAGAAAAGAAGAAUAGAAGAACUUGAGGAGAAGUUCAAGCAGAAACAAGAUGAAUAUGAAAAGAAAAGAAAAGAAGAAGAUCAAAUCAGGAGAGAAGAGGAGGAGAGGAAACAGAAAGAAUUACAGGAAAAUCAUGAGAAAAACCUUGUGGAAAUGGAGAAGAGCUACAAAGACAAAGCUAGAAAGCAAGCUGAGGAGUUUAAUGAGUUCAAAGAGAAACACAAAAAGGAAUUAGCAGCUCAGAAGGAGGAGUAUGUGAAACAAAUGACUGACUUGAUGAAACGUGUGGCCAAAAAGAGUCAAAACUUUAAAAAAAUCAAGAAUUUACUGAAGAAACACGAACAAGAAAUGAAGAAAGAGAGCAAUGAGAGCAAAAAGGAAAACCUGCAGCAGAGGCAAGAAGAAGAAUUUAGUAACUUCAUGGAAGAGAUUUUGAAAGAAGAGACUGAAAACACAGGAUGGUGCAGCAUUUUAUGAGGUGAUUCAUAACUCUGGUAUCACUGAGUGACAGUCAAUGAAAAGACUGAACCAGAUUCUGCUGUUUUUUGGCCACAUUCAGGCUCCAGAAACAUGCAGCUGGAGUCAAACAGAACUAUUCAAUUUAUCCAACACAAAUCUGUUGUUAGACUUCAGCCAGUUGCACAACAAAAUCAUGCAAAGAGAAAUACUGGAAGAUUUACUGAAAAGUAAAGUCCCAAAAAAAGUCUCAACAAGUCAUUCUACGAGACAAUUUUAGAAAAGAAGACAAUAUAUAUGAGGGCAGAGGGAUGUGUUUUGUGUUUUGAAGUUUGGGGAAGUGUUAAAUGUGUGAAAUCACUUUAAGGUAGAUAUUAUUUUAUGGUUUCCUUCUGUGCUCUCAUUGGUAAACAGACUAGAGUCAGUGUGUUCUGCUUUAAACAGAGAUUAUAUUGGGUUUUCUGGUGAACUAAUCCAGGUAUUAUUGUUUUAGUAAUCAAUGUGUGUGUAGUGACAUAAAACAAGCUGCAAACACAGAAAGCAGUGCAUAAACCAAACCUCUGUUGAAGCUACAAGAAGUUUCUAACCAGCAGCAACAACAAAAGUAGAGAGUCAGUCGACCUUCAGGUCAGCAGUGUUUCAGAUUUUCUGACAAAGAAAACGAGCUGCAUGAUGGAGAAGAUGAAACAAUGAGAACAUGUGAGAACCUCGGUGAACCUGGACUCUCAGGUUUCCAGAGAGAAAGAAAAGAGAAUCUGAUUUGGAAAACAGAGCUGACAAAGAUGUACAGAGGCAGGAUGUUCACUGAUGUAGUUUAAAACUAUAUUUGAUGUAAAUGCAUCAAUGAUUAGAUGAUAUUAAGGGAAAAUGUAGUAGUUUAACAUUCAGGAUUUUCUGUGUAUUUUCUGUCACGUUUGGUUAAAACUGCAGGUGAUGGUGGAGCUAUUUUUAGUGCUUGACUUGUUUAUUUUAGAAAGGUUUAGAAUUAUAAAAACAGGAGGCACAAUGGGCUGCUGUGUCAGAAAUAACUGCCUAUUUUAUGUUUCCUUUAAUCUCCAUAAAUGUAUGUUUAACCUUUAACAAAGCAAAUGAUAAAGAAACGACUAAACAGGAAGCAGCAAGACUUCAGUCAGAACAUGAUUUUUGUUUACUGUUGAAAUAAGAAAGAAAAUAUCAAAUUAAAUGCUUGGAAGUUGAGUUUCACAUCACACAUUAUAAACUACAGCUUUGUUUUCAGACUUGUUUUCAAUAUUUGUCACAUGUUAAAUCAUAAUGGAUGAGUUUUAACUGUUUGCAUGAAUUUUUGACAUAAAUUCUGAUGAAUUUUGAUGUUUGAGAUUAAUCUUUAUUUUCUGUAGUGUCAUUAUAAAAGAUGAAUGAAUGUUUCUCUGCAGUUCAGUGACUGUUGUUAAAAGCUGAAGUCAAACUGAUCAAACAUUGAAACACCUUCAUUCUCCUCUGAUUUUAUUUCUGUGAUACACUGAUCUGAUGUAUUAUGUAGUACUGAUGUUACUGUGAUAAUAUCCCAAUAAUCCUCAUUGGAACAACAAUAAAUGAUUAUAUUGUGCAUUUAAACGUGGAAUUGUGUCUAAAACAGUAAUAAAGUUUUCAGAUGAGACCAGUUUUGUAUUUAAUGAGCUUUAAUGAGUCUGUGGGUCGCUGCUGGAGAACUUUGCUGCUGUCUGAUCAACUUUCACUGAGUUUUUACACUUUGUUCUUUAAGUUACUGAGACUUUGUGAACAUUUUAUGACUCAGA
Molecule: messenger RNA, 4175 nt
Organism: Acanthochromis polyacanthus (spiny chromis)
Lineage: Eukaryota; Metazoa; Chordata; Actinopteri; Pomacentridae
Product: golgin subfamily A member 6-like protein 22
Exons: 1
Molecular function (GO): GTP binding
Source: RefSeq, a predicted model, not a curated record